Cordyceps fumosorosea ARSEF 2679 is the source of this 1119-nucleotide messenger RNA. RefSeq lists its product as hypothetical. Gene Ontology annotation, biological process: late endosome to vacuole transport via multivesicular body sorting pathway. NCBI's taxonomy places the organism in Eukaryota, Fungi, Ascomycota, Sordariomycetes, Hypocreales, Cordycipitaceae. Gene Ontology annotation, cellular component: multivesicular body. The record is from RefSeq and is a predicted model, not a curated record. The coding region runs from base 1 to 1119 and encodes 372 amino acids. The transcript has 2 exons.
AUGGCCGAGCCUCUCCCCGCCGCGCUCAAGAUCCCCGAGAUCAGCCGGUUCGUCAACCGCGCCAACCAGCUGCGCGCCGUCAAGCCCGCGCUCGCCUACUGGUGCGAGUACCACGCCGUCAACCAGAUCGUCGGCAAGGGGUUGCACACCACCGACGACGACUGCUUCCAGUUCACCCGCGCCCUCAUCGAGCGCCUCGAGGCCACCAAGGCCGAGCGCCCCGACGACGACGCCAUCGUCGACAACGCCGCCGGGCAGGCCUAUGUCGAGGUCUUUGCCCAAGAGACGCUCGACCGCGCCGAGCGCACCAUGCGCGCCAACAAGGUGACGAGGCAAACGGCAGACACGUUCGACGCAGCCGCCACCUUCUUCGACCUCACCCGCGAAUGGGGCCCGCCCGAGCCCGAGACGCUCCAGAAGAUCAAGUUCGCCAAGUGGAACGCUGCGCGCAUCCUCAAGGCCAUCCGCCAGGGCCAGGACCCCAACGAGUCCAACCCGAAGGCCCCCGAGCCCGAAGCCGCGCUCUCACCGGAGGACCUGGCCGAGAUCGGGCUCGACCCCGCCGCGACAGGAGGAGGCACGGAUAACGCCUGGGGGCCGCCGCCAGUCUCGCUCGAGGAGGUCCCCGACGCCGGCGAACCACUACCGCCCACGACCGACGCAGAAGCGGGGAGCUUCUUCCCCGCAGCACCACCGUCACCACCCACCGCGACGUCGCCGGAGCCACCAUUCGUCCCAUCCCCGAUCACCACGCCGCCGCCGCCGCCCGCUCAGGCAGCAACAAACCUACAACCGACGCCGUCGCCCUCUUCUUCACGGCCGCAUGUGCCGCCUCCGCAACCCUCAUCCCCGAUUCCGACCAGAGUAGCUCCCGAAAUAAUUCCGCCGCCGGAGCCCCUCCCCGCGGUGCAGCCGAGAGAGGUGCCUGCGUCGGUGAUGGCUCCGUCGGCAGCCCCCGUGCCGACGCCGGCAUAUGCGCCGGCCACGAAUAUACACCGCAAAGACCUCAACCAGGCCCAGAAGCAUGCAAAAUGGGCCAUCUCAGCCCUUAACUUUGACGAUGUGCCCACGGCCAUCAAGGAACUGCGGAACGCCCUAGCCAUGCUGGGGGCUCAGUAG